GACAGCGCAUUGACAGUCGUGAGUGCCAGCAUGGCUGACCGCAAACACACGAAAGAAGUUCUCACCGUAUUAUUUUUGUGUGUUUUAUGGUACGUGGUCAGUUCCAGCAACAAUGUCAUCGGAAAAACCUUACUCAACGAUUUCCCGUAUCCCAUGACGAUGACAAUGGUCCAGCUGCUGUCAAUCACCCUUUUUAGUGGCCCCCUGUUUAACUUAUGGGGGAUCAGAAAGUAUGUAGAUAUUUCUUGGAGAUAUUAUUUUACGAUAAUAGUCCCUCUGGCGUUUGGGAAAUUCAUAGCGUCCGUAUUUUCACAUGUCAGUAUUUGGAAAGUCCCAGUGUCCUACGCGCACACAGUGAAAGCAACGAUGCCGCUUUUUACAGUUGUUCUCUCUAGAGUCCUGAUGAAGGAGAAGCAGACGCUUAAAGUUUACAUAAGCCUAAUUCCUAUAAUUGCGGGUGUAGCUAUAGCCACAAUCACUGAAAUCAGCUUCGAUAGUAUUGGGUUAGUUAGCGCUUUAGUGGCUACAAUGGGGUUUUCUCUGAUGAAUAUAUUCUCGAAAAAAGUGUUACAUGACACGAAUGUACACCACUUAAGGUUGUUACACAUUUUAGGAAGACUUGCCCUUCUUAUGUUCCUUCCAGUUUGGGUUCUUGUAGAUAUGUUUAGACUACUGAAGGAUGAUUCAGUCAAAUAUCACGACUAUCGCGUCAUUGGUUUACUCAUAAUGGAUGGAAUUUUGAACUGGCUACAAAAUAUUAUUGCCUUUAGUGUCCUAUCACUAGUAACUCCUUUGACCUAUGCAGUCGCCAAUGCCAGUAAAAGAAUCUUCGUUAUCGCAGUUUCAUUAUUUAUUUUAGGCAAUCCUGUGACUGGUACUAACGUUUUCGGUAUGCUGUUAGCAAUAUUUGGUGUUCUUUUCUACAAUAAGGCGAAAUACGACGCUAAACAGGUUGAAAAGAAGCAAGGUUUGCUUCCUUUCAGUCAAAAUAGUUGGCAGGACCAGACAGGGUACACCAUUCUCCAAAAUGGUGAUGCUAAAAAACCGUCAAAUGGUUUUGUAGCCAACGGGACUGUCAUGAACGGCUCAAAUAAUAAUUCGUUUAUCUACAAUUCUAAGUCUAGCAGUAGUAAUUUAUUGUUUGUGUGAAAUAAGCUUAGCUGUAUUUCUUAUUGUUCAUGAUAGGAUUAAAUCCUGAUAGCAAUACUGACGUUAAAAUUCAUAAGUAAAGUAUUAAAAGUGAUCUGUGCGAUUUAUAUGGAGAUGAGCUAGUCACAAAGUGCUUAAAUAAUUUUGUUUGCUCAUUUUUUUAUUUCAAAUAAAAUGGUGAAUAUUUAAUUCGCGCUUGUCAGGUGUAAAUUUAAAGAUUCACGAGAAUCGUUAGGAUGAUAAGGAAAAGUGCAAAUUGUUGCUCCUUUGAUAUAUUUUUUUAAAUUAUUUAUUGUAGUUGAGGAAUCUUUUCAAUUGCGUUAUUUAAUUAAAUGUAUAUAGCUAAUUAAAUCAAUUGUACCUAAUUAACUGUACAUAUAAUUUAUUAUGUAUACAUUUUAUUUAUGUACUCAGUGCAGUAUUGUAUAUUCUCGAUGAUUGAAAAUGUACAUAAACAACGUUACGAAAAUAUAGUCAUAUUUUUUUAUAA
Messenger RNA from Zophobas morio, 1639 nucleotides. RefSeq names its product solute carrier family 35 member E1 homolog. Gene Ontology annotation, molecular function: antiporter activity. The record is from RefSeq and is a predicted model, not a curated record. The transcript has 4 exons. Gene Ontology annotation, cellular component: Golgi apparatus. The coding region runs from base 31 to 1149 and encodes 372 amino acids. NCBI's taxonomy places the organism in Eukaryota, Metazoa, Arthropoda, Insecta, Coleoptera, Tenebrionidae.